UUUACUCACUGGAUCAUGGCACAGACCAACAGUGGUGGGCAGGGGACCAAUGGGGUGGCGGAUGAGUCCCCCAACAUGAUAGUGUACAGAAAGAUGGAGGAGGUAAUUGCACACAUGCAAGAUGAGAAAAAUGGCAUCCCCAUCCGAACGGUGAAAAGUUUUCUUACCAAGAUCCCCAGUGUUUUUUCAGGUUCUGAAAUUGUUCAGUGGAUGAUCAAGAAUCUGGACAUCGAAGAUCAAGUGGAGGCUCUUCACUUAGGAACUCUGAUGGCUGCACAUGGAUACUUCUUCCCCAUCUCAGACCACGUCCUCACUCUCAAAGACGAUGGCACUUUCUAUAGGUUUCAGACUCCAUACUUUUGGCCGUCAAACUGCUGGGAACCAGAAAACACAGACUACGCUGUUUACCUCUGCAAAAGAACAAUGCAAAAUAAAGCACGUCUGGAGCUUGCUGACUAUGAAGCGGAGAGCUUAGCAAGGCUACAGAGAGCUUUCGCCCGGAAAUGGGAGUUCAUUUUUAUGCAAGCAGAAGCACAAGCAAAAGUGGACAAGAAAAGAGACAAAAUUGAGAGGAAGAUCCUCGACAGUCAGGAGCGAGCGUUCUGGGACGUGCACAGACCAGUGCCUGGAUGUGUGAACACAACAGAAGUCGACAUAAAGAAGUCGUCCAGAAUGAAAAACCCACACAAAACCAGAAAGUCUGUGUACGGGCUGCAGAACGACAUCCGCACCCACAGCCCGACCCACACCCCCGCCCCAGAGGCCAAGCAGCCCACAGAAGAGGAACUGCAGGAACAGAUCACCUUUUGGCAAUUGCAAUUAGACCGGCAUCGACUGAAAAUGUCCAAAGUGGCGGAGAGUUUACUGGCCUACACAGAGCAGUACGUCGAGUACGACCCGUUCCUCACGCCUUCAGAUCCGUCCAACCCCUGGAUCUCAGAUGACGCCACGCUCUGGGAGCUGGAAGCCAGUAAGGAGCCAGGCCAGCAGAGGGUGAAGAGGUUUGCUUUUGGCAUCGAUGAGGUCCUCAAAGAUCCUGUGGGGAGGGAGCAGUUCCUCAAGUUCCUGGAGUCUGAAUUCAGCUCAGAGAAUCUCAGGUUCUGGCUAGCGGUCCAGGAGCUAAAGAAACGUCCCAUCAGAGAAGUUCCGACCCGGGUCCAGGAGAUCUGGCAGGAGUUUCUGGCCCCCGGAGCGCCCAGUGCCAUCAACGUGGACUCCAAGAGCUACGCCAAAACCACCCAGAAUGUAAAGGAUCCCGGUCGCUACGCCUUCGAGGACGCACAGGAGCAUAUCUACAAGUUGAUGAAGAGUGAUUCUUACAGUCGUUUCAUUCGUUCCAGUGCCUACCAGGAGUUAUUACAGGCCAAGAAGAAGAAAAGUAAGAACUUGUUCUGA
Molecule: messenger RNA, 1395 nt
Organism: Pleuronectes platessa (European plaice)
Lineage: Eukaryota; Metazoa; Chordata; Actinopteri; Pleuronectiformes; Pleuronectidae
Gene: rgs7a
Product: regulator of G protein signaling 7a
Exons: 16
Coding region: 16-1395 (459 amino acids)
Biological process (GO): regulation of G protein-coupled receptor signaling pathway; G protein-coupled receptor signaling pathway; intracellular signal transduction
Source: RefSeq, a predicted model, not a curated record